Messenger RNA from Chaetura pelagica (chimney swift), 1416 nucleotides. It is a transcript of the gene MKNK2, whose product is annotated as MAP kinase interacting serine/threonine kinase 2. Gene Ontology annotation, molecular function: calcium-dependent protein serine/threonine kinase activity; calmodulin binding; ATP binding. Gene Ontology annotation, cellular component: nucleus; cytoplasm. Gene Ontology annotation, biological process: intracellular signal transduction; peptidyl-serine phosphorylation; protein autophosphorylation. The record is from RefSeq and is a predicted model, not a curated record. The transcript has 12 exons. Lineage: Eukaryota; Metazoa; Chordata; Aves; Apodiformes; Apodidae.
CAAAACCCCUUUGACCUGGAGUUUGACCAGUCCAACCACCUGGAGCCCGUCUUCAACUUUGAGUGCCCGACCCGUCCCGACAUGCCUUCAAGUCAACCCAUCGAUAUCCCUGAUGCCAAGAAGAGGAACAAGAAGAAGAAGCGCUGCAGGGCCACCGACAGCUUCUCUGGCAGGUUUGAAGAUGUUUACCAGCUGCAGGAGGAGGUGCUGGGAGAAGGGGCCCACGCCAGAGUCCAGUCCUGCAUUAACCUCAUCACCAACAAGGAGUACGCAGUGAAGGGACAAAACCCCUUUGACCUGGAGUUUGACCAGUCCAACCACCUGGAGCCCGUCUUCAACUUUGAGUGCCCGACCCGUCCCGACAUGCCUUCAAGUCAACCCAUCGAUAUCCCUGAUGCCAAGAAGAGGAACAAGAAGAAGAAGCGCUGCAGGGCCACCGACAGCUUCUCUGGCAGGUUUGAAGAUGUUUACCAGCUGCAGGAGGAGGUGCUGGGAGAAGGGGCCCACGCCAGAGUCCAGUCCUGCAUUAACCUCAUCACCAACAAGGAGUACGCAGUGAAGGUAAAGCAGGACUGCAGACCCAGCUCCCUCCCCUCCCUGCCUCACUGAUACCUCUGUCCCUGCAGGAACGUCCUGGAGCUGAUUGAGUUCUUCGAGGAGGAGGAGAGGUUUUACCUGGUGUUUGAGAAGAUGAGAGGAGGCUCCAUCCUGACGCACAUCCACCGCAGACGCCACUUCAACGAGCUGGAGGCCAGCAUGGUGGUGCAGGACAUCGCCAGUGCCCUGCACUUCUUGCACAACAAGGGAAUAGCACACAGGGAUCUGAAACCAGAAAAUAUUCUGUGCGAGAGCCCUGACCAGGUGGGUGGGGAGCAGCUGGGUGGGGGUCCCCACGGCCCCUCUUUAAUUUUGUCUGUCUCCCUCCCCUGCUCUGCGCAGAACAUGCUCUUUGAAAGCAUCCAGGAGGGGAAAUACGAGUUUCCCGACAAGGACUGGGCACACAUCUCCUUCGGAGCCAAAGAUCUCAUUUCCAAACUGCUGGUGAGAGAUGCCAAGAAGCGGCUCAGCGCUGCCCAGGUCCUGGAGCACCCCUGGGUGCAGGGGUGUGCCCCGGAUAAUACCCUGCCAACCCCCAUCAUCCUGCAGAGGAACAGCAGUGCCAAAGAGCUCACCUCCUUUGCCGCCGAGGCCAUCGCUGUCAAUCGCCAGCUGACGCGGCACGACGAGGAUGAGGAGGAGGAGGCGGAGGAGGAAGCACGACCCAUCAUCAUCAAAGCUACCUCACGGGCCAUGCAGCUCUCCCCCCCCUCUGAGUCCAAGCUGGCCAAGCGACGGCAGAAGAACAGCCUGGCCAAGGCAGUGGCCGCCGGGCAGCACCUGGUGGCCCCGCUGGUCCUGGUGGCUGACCAAGCCUGA